Mucor velutinosus is the source of this 201-nucleotide messenger RNA. RefSeq lists its product as uncharacterized. The transcript is spliced from 2 exons. Bases 1 to 201 code for a protein of 66 amino acids. NCBI's taxonomy places the organism in Eukaryota, Fungi, Mucoromycota, Mucoromycetes, Mucorales, Mucoraceae. The record is from RefSeq and is a predicted model, not a curated record.
AUGGACCAGAAAAACCAGGAAACACCAGAUUAUCAACAACAACACCAGCAGCAACGCCAGCAGCAACACCAGCAGCAACACCAGCAGCGUAGAAAAGCCGAAGAACGAGUGACACCAGAGACCAGACAAAGACUAACAAAGCAACUGUCAAAGAUGGAGACCAAAGAAGCAGCUACCAGACAUAAUAAACCAAAGAAGUAG